This is a messenger RNA of Gongylonema pulchrum, 222 nucleotides long. The record is from the annotation of a GenBank genome assembly. Lineage: Eukaryota; Metazoa; Nematoda; Chromadorea; Rhabditida; Gongylonematidae.
AUGAACGAGGAUGAGCUAGUGAUAGAGGUUGUCGGGAUGCUGGUAAUGCUGCGCCGGAAACCAAGCAACUACAGCGAUUUAUCACCACCCGUUUCAACAUCAUUUUCUAUUCUGUCAGUCCACCUGACCUGUACUUUAGGCGCAGCUUCAAAAACAAUAAAUUUAUUGAUCCAGAUUAAUCAAGCCUGCAAAAAUGUGGCCGGUAACAUCAAAGAAAUCUAA